Actinia tenebrosa (Australian red waratah sea anemone) is the source of this 447-nucleotide messenger RNA. Its product is annotated as fibrinogen C domain-containing protein 1-like. NCBI's taxonomy places the organism in Eukaryota, Metazoa, Cnidaria, Anthozoa, Actiniaria, Actiniidae. The record is from RefSeq and is a predicted model, not a curated record.
AUGCAUAAGAAGAGCCUUAAUAAGCUAAGAAUAAGUAACCAUGACCUAGAAAUUGAAAGAGGCAGAUACUCUAGUUACAAGAAGGUAGAGGAAAGGAAGUGCUUUCAUUGUACUGAUAUAAUAGAAGAUGAAAGACACUUCCUAAUUAAAUGUCCUCUAUACUCUAAACUUAGAGAAGAAUUUCUUAUGCAAAAUAACAUAAGCACAGCUGGUGACUCGCUGUCCCUUCAUCGUGGUAUGGCUUUCACCACCAAAGAUUGUGACAAUGAUGCCAAUAGUGGAAACUGUGCAGUGGACUACAAAGGUGCCUGGUGGUACCAGAGCUGUCACCACUCUAACCUGAACGGCCUGUAUCACCACGGGAAAAACGCAGGUGCUGGAGUCGCCUGGUAUCACUGGACUAGCUACACUGCUAAGAGAGCCGAGAUGAAGAUACGACCUGUAUAA